Messenger RNA from Megalops cyprinoides (Indo-Pacific tarpon), 3586 nucleotides. It is a transcript of the gene tubgcp5, whose product is annotated as tubulin, gamma complex associated protein 5. Lineage: Eukaryota; Metazoa; Chordata; Actinopteri; Elopiformes; Megalopidae. Gene Ontology annotation, biological process: microtubule nucleation; spindle assembly; cytoplasmic microtubule organization. The transcript is spliced from 23 exons. The coding region runs from base 107 to 3136 and encodes 1009 amino acids. Gene Ontology annotation, cellular component: gamma-tubulin complex; equatorial microtubule organizing center; spindle pole. Gene Ontology annotation, molecular function: microtubule minus-end binding; gamma-tubulin binding. The record is from RefSeq and is a predicted model, not a curated record.
UUUUCACUUCGGCUGAACCGAAGGUGUUUGUUUGUUAGCUACCUAGUAAGCCAACGAAGCUAGCUAGUUGAGCUAGCUAGCUUGCUGGCUGGCUAAAUCUGUCACAAUGGCUCACUGUACGAAAUUCGAAAAAGAAAUGGAUAAAGAGGCGAAGAGGCUAAUAAAGCACCUCUGCGGAUUUGAGGACGAAGAGGACCAGAAUUUUCAGAUGGCGCUGAAAUUCGCCUGGUCUAACUUUAGGUUUCAUCGUUACCUCGAUGUCAACAGUCACAAAGUACAGCGUACCGUAAACGGGAUUUAUGAAAAGCUAAUGGUCCACUCAGACCUGAGCAAGGCAGAGAGCUGGAUGAGGCUGACUGAGGAGUUUCUGAACUCACCUCUGCCAAACGUAGAUGGAACUAAGACAGAUGUUCAUCACAGCAUACUGGCACUUUUGCUUUUCCUCUCAGACUCUCCAUCCAACACAAACUACAGUGAGAGACCCAGGAUGAAAGAGUUGGAAAAAGAAGAUAACUUUGACUGGGUUAAAUAUCUGAUGGAGGGAGAGGACAUUGACACUGGGCCAUAUCCAGACACACCUGAGUGGUCCGAGGAAGAGAGCGAGGAGGAGGACAGUCAGCAGCCGUUCAGCAGAGAGGAUUCUGGGAUACAAGUGGACAGGACACCACUGGAGGACCAGGAACACUCCAAGAACACUGUUCAGGUCACAUGGCGAGUAGGUGAGCUGGAUUCCCGGGCCUGGUUGGAACAGCAUGUGGUGACGCCAUACUGGGUGGCCCAUGCCCCACGCUUCUCCCACAGCCUGCAUCUGCACUCCAACCUGCUCAAUGUUUGGGACCAGCACUUAUAUAACACUGAUCCAUUGUACCUUCCUGAAGAGAAGGCCUUUGUCACUGAGACACAAGUGAUACGAGAGAUUCUGUGGCUUCUCUCUGGAGUGAAGAAAUCAUUUAUAUUCCAGCAGCAUGAUGGCAAGGUUUCGGUGAGGGAUGACGUGGUGGUCACUCACCUGACCAGUAACUGCCUUCGCUCAGUGCUGGAGCACAUUGCAGCGUACGGCCAGGCCGUGUUCCGGCUACAGAGGUUCAUCGAUGAGGUGACGGGGUACAGCACGGAGCCGUGUCCACCUGGUGCUAGCUCUUCCACUAAGAAAGGCUCGGAGCCACCUUUCAGGACCUACCAGGCCUUUGUGUGGGCGCUGUACAAGUACUUCAUUAGCUUCAAAGAGGAGCUUACCUCUGUUGAGAGGGGAAUCAUUGGCAAAGACGAGACAGUGACCCUGUCGGCUGUGCUGGAGCAUCUCACCCCUCAUCUGGCCCAGAUCAAAGUCCUGCACCGGGUUUUCUGCACGGGCGUGGCCGAGGUCCCUCCCGGCACCCCCAAUGUGGUGCGGGCCUCCCACCUGCUCAACACCCUCUACAAGUCCAUCAUUGAGUACGACAGUGCGGGGGAGGCGUCGGAGCAGGCGGUGGCUCUCCUCUUCUCUCUGUGGGUGGAGACCGUGAGGCCGUACCUGGAAAUUGUGGAUGAGUGGAUUGUUCAUGGUCACCUGUUUGACCCAGCCAAAGAGUUCAUCAUUCAGAGGAACAAGGAUGUGGCAGUGAACCACAGAGACUUCUGGUACGCCACCUACACCCUGUACAGCGUGUCGGAAACGGUGGAAAACGAGGAGAAGCUCAGUGAUGCGGCCAGUGGCAGCUCGGCCAGCGACCAGGCCUCCAGCAGCAAGCAGCACACCAUGGUGUCCUUCCUCAAACCCGUGCUCAAGCAGAUCAUCAUGGCCGGCAAGUCCAUGCAGCUGCUGAAGAACCUGGAUGGCAAGGAGAGCAAGCAGCCCGACAGCUCCCCUAGAGACGGAGAGAGGAAGAGCCUGUACACGCUGUUCUUGGAGUCUGUACAAUCCCGGCUACGCCGCGGGGAGGAGUCACCGGCAGAUACUGUCUCCGAGCAACAGGCCACCAAGAGGAGCCUGGUCCGCAUGCAGUCCAUCGUGGCUCGGCACCUGGAGCUGGACGACAUCCAUGACCCCCUGCUGGCCAUCAACUUUGCUAGACUAUACCUGGAGCAGAGCGACUUCCAUGAGAAGUUCUCUGGCGCUGACGUGAUGGUGGACCGUUCCUCGGAGUCCGUGACGUGCCAGACCUUUGAGCUGACGCUGCGGUCCUGCCUGUACCCCCACAUUGAGAGGAGGUACAUUGAGUGCUGCGGCAACCUCAUGAGGACCCUCAAGAAGGACUACAGGUUACUGGAGUACCUGCAGGCCAUGCGUAACUACUUCCUGCUGGAGGCGGGCGACACCAUGUACGACUUCUACACGGCCAUCUUCGACAAGGUGCUGGAGAAAGAGAGCUGGCAACAGCUGUCCUUCCUCAAUGUGCAGCUGCAGGAGGCUGUGGGGCAGCGCUGCCCAGAGGACAGCAUUAGGUUGUCAAUAUUUCUGGAAACCAUAGACCCAGCAAAGAAAAAACACCCAGUGAAUAACCUUGAUGGCCUUACUCUUAGCUACAAGGUCCCGUGGCCAGUGGACAUUGUCAUCAGUUCAGAGUGUCAGAAGAUCUACAAUCAAGUCUUUCUGCUCCUGCUACAAAUCAAAUGGGCAAAGUAUAGUCUGGAUACACUAAGAUUCAGUGAUUUGACAGUGGCUGCAAGGAGACAGGAAGGAAGCAUGACUGAAGAAAGCACACAGAUCAAGCAGCAAAUUCACAGAAUGUUCCUGCUGAGAGUGAAGCUCAUGCACUUUGUGAACAGCCUACACAACUACAUUAUGACCAGGAUCCUGCACAGCACUGGUUUAGAGUUCCAGCACCAGGUGAAUGAGGCGAAAGACCUGGACCAACUCAUCAAAAUCCACUACAGAUACCUGUCCACCAUCCACGACCGCUGUCUGCUCAGAGAGAAGGUGAGCUUUGUGAAAGAGGCAAUCAUGAAGGUCCUCAACCUAGUCCUCAUGUUUUCUGACCGCUGGCAGGCAGGCUUUGGAGCCUGGAAGGUUGAGUCCAUUGAUAAGAUGGAGUCUGAUUUCAAAAACUGUCACAUGUUCUUGGUGACGAUACUCAACAAGGCUGUCUGCAGGGGGUCCUUCCCCCAUUUGGAGUCCCUGGCCUUGUCUCUGAUGGCUGGCUUUGAGCAGUGCUGAGGACGGGCUGCAGACAUGUGGCGUGUGCUCUCACCUUCAUCUGCACCUUCUGCAGACCCAAGAGCCAUGUGCAGGUUAUGUUUGUGCUCCAUAUUGUCAUCUGAAUACUGCUGUUCCUUGUUGGGUUUUUGUCUCCACUGAGAUUUUUAACAUCACAUGGCAUGAGAUGUCCUUGAUGUAAAAAAAAAAAAAAAAAACAGAAAAGAAUUAACUUACAUUAAAUGAACUUGAAAAACAUGAUGAUGAUGUGGCUACAAUGACUCCCCAAUCACGGUGGCUUCUCUUGAGACAAUGAAGGCAAUACAGGUACAGGGGGGCCAGGAAAUGUACAUGUAUAUAUGUGUAUAUAGAAUAAAUUUGUCUGUUUGUAUUUGCUGCUGACUAUGUCCGAAGCUGAAUUGUUUUAUGUGCUAAAUUUAGCAAGAAGAUAAGUUGUUGGUGCAAAAUAAA